AGUUGCUGACACUCGUUUUGCUUCUAUUGUUGUGAUGCUUAAAAGAUUUAAACUUAUUAGGCGUGCUUUAGAAGCAAUGGUUAUGAGUGAUCAAUGGGCACAAUACCGAGAAGAUGACCAAGGCAAAGCUCGAUUUGUUCGUGAUAAAGUGGUAGAUGAGGAUUGGUGGGAAAAGGUUGAUUACAUCAUUGCUUUUACUGGGCCCAUUUAUGACAUGAUCAGAGUUUGUGACACAGACAAACCAUGCCUUCAUUUGGUUUAUGAGUUGUGGGAUUCUAUGAUUAAAAAGGUGAAGCAAGUUAUUUUUUAUCAUGAAGGAAAGCAAGCAGAUGGGUUUUCUCCUUUUUAUUAUGUGGUUCAUCGAAUUCUUGUUGAUCGUUGGGCAAAGAGCAACACUCCCCUUCAUUGUUUAGCCCAUUCAUUAAAUCCAAGAUUUUAUAGUGAAAAAUGGCUUCAAGAGGGAGAAGGUAGAGUGCCUCCUCAUAUGGAUGGAGAAGUAUCAACUGAGAGAAUUAAAUGCUUUAGGAGGAUUUUUUUUCUAAUGAAGAUGAGCGAAUAAGAGCAAAUGAUGAAUUUGCAAAUUUUUCUUUGAAAAGUGGACCUUUUGCUGAUCCUGAUUCUAUUGGAAGUAUGUAUGUUAUAGAUCCUAGGAAAUGGUGGGCAUGUUUUGGUUCUAAUGC
Molecule: messenger RNA, 680 nt
Organism: Hevea brasiliensis (rubber tree)
Lineage: Eukaryota; Viridiplantae; Streptophyta; Magnoliopsida; Malpighiales; Euphorbiaceae
Exons: 2
Coding region: 35-559 (174 amino acids)
Source: RefSeq, a predicted model, not a curated record